This is a messenger RNA of Echinops telfairi (small Madagascar hedgehog), 4244 nucleotides long. RefSeq names its product SET and MYND domain containing 4 (gene SMYD4). Lineage: Eukaryota; Metazoa; Chordata; Mammalia; Afrosoricida; Tenrecidae. The record is from RefSeq and is a predicted model, not a curated record. Gene Ontology annotation, molecular function: protein binding. The transcript has 11 exons. The coding region runs from base 199 to 2475 and encodes 758 amino acids.
GGCCCAGUUCCCCGCGCUCUCCCGGCGAGUUCCCUGAACCUUAGGAAGGCCGAGUGGCCGCCCAGGAGAAUUAGAGCUGCUAAAUAUAGACAAAUCUGCAACCUGGUGACUUGAACAACCGACUGCUGAGGCUGCUGGUGCCAGGCCCUGAACUUGGCACUGUGUGGGGUGGGGAGGCGGCUGAAGAUCCCAGGUGGCAUGGAUUUGCCUGUGGAAGAGUGGAAGUCCUACAUACUCAGGAAGUGGUCUUUGCUUCCAGCGUCCGUUCGGGUCACAAUUUCUAUAGCAGAGACUCUGAGUGACGUCUUCCUUCAGUGUUCUCCACUUCUUCAGCCUGAGGACGAGCUGUUUUUACAAAGACUUUCUAGAGGUCUCUUGGUGGGAAAGGACCCCAAAGCUUCCAUUUUCUACAAAGAAGAAGGAAAUAAAAAAUUUCAGGAGAAGGACUAUAUGGGAGCAGCUGUGUUGUACACUAAGGGAGUGUCACACGCAGCACCCAACACUGAGGACAUCUCCCUGUGUUACGCCAAUCGCUCUGUGACCCUUUUCCACCUGGGUCACUAUGAAACAUGUCUCGAAGACAUCAUCAGAGCACAGAGGCAUGGGUACCCAGAGAGAUUGCAACCCAAGAUGAUGUUCCGGAAGGCAGAGUGCCUGGUGGCCCUGGGGAGGCUGCAGGAAGCACACCAGACCAUCAGUAAUCUUGAAAAUAUUUUCAGUGCCAAACCAACACUAGCAGUUUCCCACUCUCAGAUUCUACAAAGAAAACUGCCUCAUCUAAAAACAAAGCUAGCAGGAAGGGGGAAUCUCUCAGAAACCUUCCCAGCAUCUCUCACCAAAGCUUUGAAGGAUAUGGACCUAAAGGAAGAGAAUGAGCAAAUUCCCGGUGUAUCGUCCUCUGUCACCUUAUGUGCAGACCCUUUGAAAGGCCGCUAUCUGAUUGCCACAAAGGAUAUUCUCCCAGGAGAGCUCCUGGUGAAGGAGGAUGCUUUUGUGAGUGCCCUUAGCCCGGGAGAAAUGUCACAGCUUCACCCUGGCCCAGAGAGCAAGUGGGACACCAAAGUUACCCACAGGGAUCUCCACUGCCACCAGUGUCUGAAGCACACUUUGGCCAUGGUUCCCUGUGAUGAGUGCAGCUACGCCAAGUAUUGCAGCCAGGAGUGCCGACAGCAGGCGUGGGAGCUCUACCACAGUGUGGAGUGUCCCCAGGGGGCGCUGCUGCUCACACUGGGGAUCUUCUGCCAAGUCGCCCUUAGAGCAACUCUUUUAGCUAGGUUUGAAAAUGUUGAGGAAAUCUUACGGAAGCUUGGUCGUGAGAUCCGGAACAAGGACGUCUGUCUGCCAGAAAGCAAGAAUUAUGGCAGGGAGGAGAAUGAGGAAAAUGAUCAAAGAGUUGAGACCCCAAUUCCCGGAUGUGACAUUCAUGGGAAAUAUGAGAAAAAUUACAGCACUGUCUUCAGCCUUUUGCCCCAUACUGAAAACCAUAGCCCAGAGCACAAGUUCCUCUGUGCUCUGAGCAUAGCUGCACUGUGCAAGCGGCUAGAAGCAGCCAGACCCUGGGCCCUCGUACCAGGUCAGAAGGCCUCCCCGGCAAAGGCAGCAGCAGCUCCUGGGUUGCCUGCAGAGGUGAACGUUUGGGGAGUGCUGAUGCUGCGGCACGUGUUGCAGCUCCAGUGCAAUGCCCAGGCCAUAACCACCAUACAGCAGACAGGAUCUAACGACAGCAACAUUACCGAAAGCAGGCAGGUCCGCCUGGCCACGGCCCUCUUCCCUGCUGUCAGCCUCCUCAACCACUCCUGCUGCCCCAACACCAGCAUCUCCUUCUUUGGCACAGUCGCCACCCUCCGGGCAUCACAGCGGAUUGGCAAAGGACAAGAGGUUCUCCACUGCUAUGAUUCAGGAGGCGCUGUGCUGCGCUGUGGCUCCGCUUCCUGUACGGAAUCGCUCCGCAGGGACCACCUUGUCUCUUGCCUCCAGGACCUUCAGAAGCAGGUUGACGUGGCCCAGGCGCUUCUCAGGAAUGGUCAAUUGGAGCAAGCCGUCCAGCGGUUGUUGGGAAGCCAGCGCGCAGCGGAAGGUUUCCUGUCGGCCGAGCAUGCCCUGGUGGGAGAAAUUGAGGACAGCCUGGCACAGGCCUACGCUGCCUUAGGGGACUGGCAAAAGUCAGCUACCCACCUGCAGAAGAGUCUCCGAGUGGUUGAGGCUCGUCAUGGGCCUUCCAGUAUCGAAAUGGGCCAUGAGCUCUUCAAACUGGCCCAGGUAUUUUUUAAUGGGUUGGCCGCUCCCGAAGCUCUGGACACAAUACGGAGAGCAGAAGCAGUGCUGGGGGUUCAUUGUGGGCCCCGGAGUGAAGAGAUUCAGGAGCUCCAGAAGAUGAAAUCCUGUUUAUUGGACUUGCCGCCCAUCCCUGUGGGGCCUUCAGGAGAGGGUCCCCAGAGCCCUGUGAUGCUCGGGAAAGGAGUCCCCAGAAGCUGAGUUGGAGAGGGUCGAUGCUGUGGGCUGUUGCCAAGAAACACAGUCCUUCAGUGAAAGCCUAGUUUCUGAGGGGAAGGGAAGGGCGGGCUCGGCACUUCAGUAGGGAAGGCAUCCUCACGUCUUUUGAUGAAUGUUUCUUGAAAUAGUUCACUGCCCUCCACGAAGCACUCCCCGUGUCCAGGAAUCAGUUAGAACCUGUAUCUGGAAAGUGCAGGCCCCUUAAAGGACUGGAGCCGGACUACAGGCAUCAAGGUGUGAGCCUGGGGUUUGGGCUCGAUUCCACCUCACUGAAGCAUGGUGGUCCUUCCUCCUGGAACAUGCCGGUGGAGUGUAGUCAUCAUGAAAUGCGGUGUACCACUCUAGAGGGAACUUAAACUCUUGGUCGUUGUGUUGUAAUUGAAAAAUACUUAUCAAGCAAGAAAUCAGUGAGGCGCCCUACCUCUGGAGCCGCGGCGUCGUUUCACAUAUCACAUAUGGUAUUCCUCUUCCCUGGCCCCUCGGUUAAAGCUGGUGGAGAUGAGGUCCGCUGGUUGCUGGGCACUUUCUCCCAGGGCUGGCAGCUCAGAAUUUGCUUUGUACCAGUUUUCCUGCCCGUGUGACCCGGCUGUCCCUCUGUGAGAUGCUCAUAAAGUCAAGCUUGUGGAGGAGUGACUGAGCGUGCACGUGCUGCAGCCUGAAGAGAGGCCUUGCUUCUCUAGCCAACCUCCCCACGGCAGCAAACGAACAGAGCCCUCGUUGUACUGCGGGGGGCGGGACGGGGGACAACCGGCGGAUUUGCUGCGGGAGCGGGCGGUGUGCUUUGUGAUUUCAGGUUUAUGAGCCAAGAUUGUGAGCCCCCUUCCACCUAGAUGCGCAGGGACAGUCCAGACCCUGUGCCAAUCUAGGGAGCACAAGGGCUCGGGUAGAAGAACUCUUGCCUUCCAGGCGGGCAGAGGCACUGCAGUCCCUGGCCAGUGCCCCUCAAAGCAGAGCCGUCACCUGCCUGCUGCCGGCUAUGAUGUUGAUCCGUGGAGCUUCCAGACGAGGACUAGGAGGAAAGGCCUAGUGGGAGCCCUGGUGGUCACAGUGCUCCCAUCUCAUUGUACAAGAAGUCACCAUCCCAGGCCAGCAACAAUGAGAUCUCUAAGACCUUGGCCACUCAACCGCAGGGGCUUUUGGAUCUGAACCCGGCUUGCUGAAUCCCUACUUGGGACCACGUGGUUCAGAUGAGCCGGCAGAAAAGAAUGCCUGCCCAGCUUUGAGAGCCGGCCAGCCCCGGCCGUGCCCUAGAAGUGCCAGCGGGUUGCCAUGGCGUCACACCCAGGAAAAGAAUACCCCGACCAUGCUUGGCAGCCGCUCUUCAGGGAGCCAAGGGCUCGGAGUGCAGCUCUCAAAUACUUGCUGGAUGAAAGGCAGGGUUUCAUUUCUUCUUCUUUCCACUCACUUGCCAGGGUGGUGGUUGGGUUUUGUUAAUAGUUUACUGAUUCAUUGUGGCCAGGAAGUACCCAGUGGGAUUCUUUUGCUAGAGCUCCCUUUUUCAAGACAGAGGGGGAAAAACUUAGUUCUGUGAACAAAUCUAUGGCAGCUCUGUUCCAAACCCUUGGCAUGCUGUCAUGUUUCCCCCGAAAAAGGCUUUGUGGUAAUUGGCAAAACAGGCAUACUUCCUUAAAAAGGACGUCUUCAGAGUGUUUACAUAAAGGUCUUGCUUAAUUCAUGAUGGAGAACUUUCUGUUAAAGGCUUUAAGAAACAAUUACUUCCGAGAGUUAACAAAUUACAUCUCUUUCCUGUC